Leptosia nina is the source of this 387-nucleotide messenger RNA. NCBI's taxonomy places the organism in Eukaryota, Metazoa, Arthropoda, Insecta, Lepidoptera, Pieridae. The record is from the annotation of a GenBank genome assembly.
AUGCAUUUCCACAAUGCGUACCUACCUAACGUGAAACGAAAGCGGCCGGGACGGAGGGCGACGCCGCCGACAAUGCAAGACUGUCUUUCUGGUUAUGCGAGCCACCUCAUUUCGGAAGGUCGCCGUCGCCAAGCGAACGGUUCGAGCGAAACGACCUCUCCGUACUCGCCGGGUAACCGCCCGACCGCGGCCGGUGAAGCAACUGUGCGCCGCGCAUUCUUGCUUCUUCACCAAUCCCGACGAACUUCACCGGUCUCGGACGGCGAUGGACGAGGUCUCUCCGAAGAGGAUCCGCGCAACACGAUGACCGAAAGUUUUAGUAAAGAAAAAAGUUGUCCGUAUGCACUCGAAGACAAAAAAUAUUGUGUACGCCUAGUGAUGGCCUGA